CUGCAUCAGCGUGCAGGCGGACGUGCAUGGACGCGAGCAACAGAUCCGAGCGCAUGCGCAGUUCAUUGUUUUGACUGAAAAUGCCGUCGGUUUCGAAAACGGCGGCCAAUGCGUCUCCUCAAACCGAGAAACCUACCCACUAUACAUACUUGAAGGAGUUCAGGACAGAGCAGUGCCCGUUGUUCCUCCAGCACAAGUGCACGCAGCACAGACCCUUUACGUGCUUUCAUUGGCAUUUUCUCAACCAGCGAAGAAGAAGACCCAUCCGAAGAAGAGACGGAACUUUUAACUACAGCCCCGACGUGUACUGCACGAAAUACGACGAGACCACAGGCAUCUGCCCGGAUGGAGAUGACUGUCCUUAUUUGCACCGGACCACUGGUGACACGGAGCGCAAGUACCAUCUACGCUAUUACAAGACUGGCACUUGUAUCCAUGAGACAGAUGCUCGAGGGCAUUGUGUGAAGAAUGGCCUCCACUGUGCUUUUGCUCACGGGCCACAUGAUCUCCGACCUCCAGUCUAUGAUAUCAGAGAGAUUCAAGCACAAGAGGCCCUUCAAAACGGACAGCUGGGAUCUGGGGAAGGUAUUCCUGAUCUGCAGCCGGGUGUGUUAGCCAGCCAAGCCAUGAUUGAGAAAACUCUGACAGAAGACCCCCGAUGGCAAGAUACCAACUUCGUUUUAGCCAACUAUAAAACGGAUCAGUGCACUAAGCCCCCGAGACUAUGCAGACAGGGCUACGCUUGCCCCCACUACCACAACAGUAGAGAUCGAAGACGAAAUCCAAGAAAGUUCAAGUACAGGUCAACUCCGUGUCCCAAUGUGAAACAUGGGGAUGAAUGGGGCGAACCCUCAAAGUGCGACAGUGGAGACAGCUGCCAGUACUGUCACUCUCGCACUGAACAGCAGUUUCACCCGGAGAUCUACAAAUCUACCAAAUGCAAUGAUAUGAGACAAACUGGAUACUGUCCCAGAGGACCGUUUUGUGCAUUUGCACAUGUAGAAAGAAUCCCCUCCACGGAGGAGACGAUGAGCUCGUUGCUGACGGUGAUUCAGUCCAGUUCACAGUCCCAGCUGGGCUCUCAGCAGUAUUCAGAGUGUCCGCUCGGCGAGUGGAACAGCGGAGGCAGCGCCACCAGCAGCAACGGACAAGCAGGAAGUGUUUCAUGUUCUAAUAGCUCAACUGUAACUCCGAGCUCAGGAAGCGACACUUUGUUAUCCCCAGUGGGAUCCGUGUGCAGGCCCAAAUCCUUAACUAAUAGUAGUUUAUGUUCAGAGUCCACCUCAUCCAGCGUCUCAUCUCUGACGUCUAACUAUCCCAAAGCUCCGGGCUUUGAACGAGAGGAUCAGAUUAAGAACAAGGGGCAGGUGGAUCAGAAACUGAUGGACCAAGAAAAACAGACACAAAAUACAGUUUUCUCUGCGGUGAACCCUUUGGCAUCCAGCUUUACCUCCAGUAUAACAUCCAGCUUGGCCUCUAGUAUUGGCUCAGAUAGUUCUUCACCCACCACCUUAUCAACAAUGAAUGCAAAAGCCACUCCUUUCUAUCCAGGGAGCAACACAGUGGAGUCAGUCAUAGGAUCCGCUCUGGACCUCAACUUCUGUGACAUUAAUGUUGCGUCUCUGGAGAAGGAGCUCGAGGAGCAAGACGACAGUGUGGGGUUGACGAGUCAAAGGGCAGUCGGGGGAUCUGCACCCGUUAACAUUCCCGGCUCCCUCGCGCGCUCGUCCUCGUUUAAUUCCUCGUCAUCGCUCUCCACCUCCCCGCUGAGCUCCCUCUCCCAGUCGCUGUCGCAGUCCCUGCUGGCUGCCUCCAUAUCGCAGCACAAUCAACCUUCCAACAUGUUGGCCAAGCAGGAGCACGGCCUUCUGGGAACCUCCUCGUCCCAGAACUCUUUGGGCUUGAAUGGGGGGGCGAGCAGCAUUUGGGACUUUGUGAGCGGCAGCUUUUCACCGAGUCCGUCUCCAGUGUUCAGCAGCCUCACCUCCACGACCAGCAGCGCCGAUCUGGCCCGCCUCUUCAGAGACCUGGACGAGGCCAAGAGGAAGAUCAAACAAUGGGAGGAGGCCUGGCAUCAGGUCAAACAGGCCUGCGAAGCGUGCCAGAAAGACGCUCAUGAAGCGAAGGAACAAGCGAAGACGGCCGAGGCAGAGCGGCAGCUGGCGGAGCAGAAAUGGGAGGAAACGCAGCGCAAGCUGAAGGAGCUCCAAGGGGACUUUGACGUGCUCUGUCGCACCCCUGGAACUCCUCUUCUACGUAGCUAUGGAGAGCUGGACGAGCUCCCCUUGUCCAAGCUUCACUCCCUCCAGAGUCAGCUGCGUAAUGACCUAGACCUUAUAGACGGGGUAAUAUAUCAGCUUCAGUCAAAGAAAUGUAUAGUUUGCCAAAAGCAUGAUCGUUGCAUUGUCCUGCAGCCUUGCCAACAUUAUGUACUAUGUGAGAACUGUGUACUUAGUAAAACAGAAUGUCCCUACUGUAGAACAAAAAUAUUGAAGUGGUGAUGUACAACUAGCGGAGGAACUGCUCAUAGGGAUAACGUUUUCUAAAUGUCUGUUUCAUACAGUGGUGGAUUUACUUUAGACUACAAUGAUGUUUGACUGACCAAACAAAUAGUAUUAUGCAUCAGACUGUGUCCGGGGGAUUCAAUCAUUGUAGUGUUUGCUCAUUUUAUGCUCAUUACCUUCGACCUGACGGCGUUCUGUGUGACGAGCCUCUCGCGCAGAUUAGAAUAUUAAAUGACCGUACACCAUGACACUAAAGGACAUCGAUGUCUGUGACGACGUUACAUGACGUCAUGAAUUCCCCCCCCCCCCCGCCCAACCUGCUUUUACAGUAAAUACAUAAUUACAGAUUCUUUUUUUUUUUUUUUUUUUGAAAUUGCAAACGGGACCAACGGCGUUGGUUCGACGCCGUCUUCACUGAGACGUUAUGAGUUGUUGUGUUUUACUGUUGAUUGAUUGGAAAUACUGCACUUGUGGAUAAAUCUCGUGGAUUUACUAAAAAAAAGCUUUUUGACUUAACACGCAUCGCAUUCUUGUAUUUGAAGAAGGAAAUCCGAGCACUUACUCACUGUAACUGUAUAAUUCUAUAUUUACUGAAAAGUUCUAGUUUUAAAAUGACAUUAAAAAACUCUUAUGUACUUCUACUGUAACUCUUUAGGUCGUUCUUCAGUCAUUCAAGUUUAUUAAACAAAGUAUUCUUUGUAUUGAUGACCACAGUAGCCUUCCACAGAAAUCACUCAAUGUUUCAAACUGCCAGGACGCGUUCACUCAACUCAAGGGAUGGAAACAUAAAAUGGGCAAAACUCAAAGCUGAUGUUUCUUUAAUUAAAGAGGAAUACACAUAAUAAAUAAAAGUGUGGGAGACAUUUACUUUAAUUAAUUGCAACCUCCAGAGAUGACGUGUGAAAUGUAUCGCUGAUUUUAAAUUUUAGAAGCUCCAUGAUCCGAGGAUUUAUUACACACACUGAGGCGUAACUGAGGGGAACAUAGUCCAUCUGUGCUCAAAGCAUUGUCCAACAAUAUAAAGAGAAUAUGCAGAUGUGUUGUAUUUAAUGCUGAACCCUCAGACUCGCAGAGGAAACGCUGAAACGUGCUCCUCUUUAAGCAAAGACACAUUUUCAUUAACGUUUGUUUUAAUGCACCCAGUCAAGCAUCAUUCUUUCUGACCAACUCCCCUGAAGAAGGUUUCUUUAUUAAAGGGUAUAUAUAUAUAGAACUUUGCUUUUAAGCGGCUUUGUAGGUUUUCUUUUGUGUCUUUUUUUUAGAUUUGUAAUUGUUUGUUUUCUAUAUAAGCGGAUGUCUGAAGCUUCUGUGUGUACUGUGUUUCCUAUUGUUAAAUCAUGGCAUGGUUCAACAUAUAAAGAUUUCAUAGAAAAGUA
Messenger RNA from Cottoperca gobio, 3880 nucleotides. It is a transcript of the gene unkl, whose product is annotated as unk like zinc finger. The coding region runs from base 81 to 2501 and encodes 806 amino acids. Gene Ontology annotation, molecular function: metal ion binding. The record is from RefSeq and is a predicted model, not a curated record. The transcript has 16 exons. NCBI's taxonomy places the organism in Eukaryota, Metazoa, Chordata, Actinopteri, Perciformes, Bovichtidae.